UCUUUACUGACACUUUCUUUGUUAUCGGAGUUUUCAAUCAUCGGAUAGUGGAUGUGUGUUCAAAUAGUAUUACUUUGUGACUGUCAAUUACUGAAGAAUUUGUACAUUAUGGAAUUGUUGAUUAAUUCUACCAAAUUCAAAUUCCUCUACAAGAAAUUGAUUUUCGAAAAGAGGAUUAGACAGAGUUGAACGUAUCGAUCGUUGUUGCCCUUUCUCACAAGAUUUCGUAAUAGAGCAAUCAAACUAGAUAGAUCGUAUCAAUAUUGGUUUAAAUCUGAAGAGGCUAAAUCUAAAGAUAACAAACAACUUCAAACUUGGGUAUCAGUUUCAAGAUUUUUUCAAAUAUUCCAAUUUGAUUUGAAAAUUUCAAAUUUAAUCGUUCGAUUGUUUUCGAGGCGGUAUAAGUGCUUUAACUUGGUGUUGAAAAAUCGGAAAUUAGUGCGAAAAUGGCUACUUACGAGAACAUUUUUACGCCGGAUGUAUUGUUAUAUGAGGAGAAUGUCGAGUAUACUUCGGCAAAAAAACGGAAAAGGAUAGAGAGUUUUGCUCUUUGCCACGAACUAUGGAAACUGAGAAUGGAUAUUAUAAAGAGGCGAGGCGAGGCAAAAGACUGGACGGAACGACCCGUCGAAAGCUCACCAUUGGAGACCGCCCCAUCUAGCGGAAACGGUCGCAACAUGGUGACAGUACUGGAAGCGCCACCCAAAAAGAGCGAGAGUCCCGACCGACCCAAUUCUGAUGAUGACAGAAAAAGUCCCACCAAAGUGGAAUCGGAAGAGAAACAGCCGCGGAUCCGGUUGAAGGCAGGGCUGGCUACCGAUCCGGCGCUUACUAUGCUGGGUACCAUUAAAAACGAGAUUGAGCCACCAACUCCAACCCCAGAAUACCUUUCGUCUCUCGCACCAGCCAUUCAGUCAGCUCUAGCCAGCAGAGCAUUACUAUUUCCAACCAGCCUAAAUCUAAACGAAGCUGUAGCUGCAGUUGCAGCUGCACAAAGAGUCGCGACAAGUGAAACAGUGAGAGUCGCUGAAGCUGCCACUGCAUCAGAGACGAGUAGACCAUCUGUUCCUGUUUAUCAGUGUGCUCCUUGUGGGAUACGGUUUUCUUCGUUAAGUACAUUGGAAGCGCAUCAGACUUAUUACUGUUCACAUAGGCCAAACAAGCCAUCCGAUGACGAUCCCAAAGCACCAGGCUCCAACUCCGAUCCCAGCAGUCAGUCCGACGCUGACGGCGAUUCCGUUAACAAAAACUUGAGAACGACAAAGCAGUACACCUGUCCGCAUUGCUCCUACAGCGCAGACAAGAAAGUGAGCCUGAACCGACAUAUGCGCAUGCAUACGUCCUCUCCGGGUCCGGUUAAUAGCGCAGUACCAUCUGCGAGUACUUCGUCUGGUGUUUCCAACGGAGAAGCGAGCGGAAGUGAGGCUCAAGACCGGUACUGUGCCGAGUGUGACAUUCGCUUUAGUUCGCAGAAGACUUACCGAGCUCAUAAGAUGCAUUACUGUAACUCACGACAUGUGGUAAAACAAACAGCGCCUGCUUCCAGUUGUACAUCAGGAUCGUCCCCCACAAGUCCAUCCGAUCCAGCUACCUGCCGAACUCCCCCAUCUCCAACACCAUCCUUACAGCCCCAACAACCAUUCCUAGCACUUCCCACAAACCCAAUCAUCAUAGUUCCCUAUUCUUUAUUCCGAUCUGCUAGCGUUCUGCCAUCCUUAUCAACUGCAACCGGCAUACCAAGUCCGGACACUCCAUGUUUCCUUCUCCCAAACGGAACUUUGCAGCCCAUGACAAGUGCUUUAUCCGGAAUAAAUAUAGGAAGCCUUCCGCAAAUGCCACAACCGGCACAAGCGGGUGCAGAACAAGUCCUGAAGACAGCAAAUAAGGGAAAUAAAGUUUCCAGUCCUGCAAAAGAAAAUUCUUCGACACCGUUGGAUCUUACAGUGCGAAAAUCGACGGAGCUUAAAGAGAGAAAUAGAAACGGUACUCCGGAGUCUAUGGAUAUAGAUGCUGAUCACGAGAAGGAGAACAUGAAACAGCGAUCGUUUACUCCGGAGAAGAUCGAAUGUGAACCGCUGAUUCACGGGUCGCCUUGUUCGACUCCAGGAAUACUCGCUGAUAAAAGUUCUCCGGGUCUAAGCAUCAGCCCUAAAAGGAAACUGGAUGACUUAUCUCGAAGCAACAGUCCAAGAUCCUCAAAAACUCCAAAACUCAGCAACGAUUUGAACUCGGUCAGUCCCGAAGCAGGAUUACCAAUUGGUCAACAAUUUGACAUUCCAUCAGCACUUCAUCCACUAUUGAUGAGAGCAGGAACUCUGCCCUUAUUUACACCAGAGUUACAGAGGCGCUUAUCAGACUUACCACCUUUACCACCUGUCAUGCCACAAGUUAUCGUCAAGCAGGGUGUUUCUAAGUGCAAGGAGUGUAACAUUGUAUUCUGUAAGCUCGAGAAUUACGUCGUACAUAAGAAACAUUACUGUUCGGCUCGUACUUUAGAAGAUGACAGUUCAAAGACAAGCGGAAGUCCACCAGUUAGUCCCAGGAGUGGUGGAACAACUAGUCCAGCAGCUCAAUAUCAACAGUUAAUCUGUUUAGCAUGCGGUAUCAAAUUUACUUCACCAGAUAAUCUGAAUGCCCAUCAGCAGUAUUACUGUCUGAAAAGAAGUGAUUUGGAGCCUAAGAAGUGUCUAAAAUGUCGAGCAGUUGUAGAGCCUGGACAUCAGUGUGUCUCCCAUACAGCCCUAGCAGGUUGGAAAUGCCCAUGCUGCGACGUCAUUAGUCCUACAGGCAGUGCAGCACAAAGACAUAUGGAAACUCACACAGGCGUUAAAGCAUAUCGAUGCACAAUUUGUAAAUACAAAGGAAACACUCUGAGAGGGAUGAAAACACAUAUUAGGGUACAUUUUGAUAAGAGGUCUCCUGAUCUACAGGAGGAAAAGUAUAUUACCUACAUUUUGGAAGAUGAAACUCUGGGGCCUGGUAUAAGUGAGGUUGCGAUAGCUCCUCACCUCCCUACAGAUGAUCGUACUUCGCCAAGCUCAGAAAAUCGACCUGAGCCACAGCAUUCUUGCCCGCAAUGCCCUUACAGCUCUCCUUACAAAGCUAACGUGGUCAGGCACAUAAAACUGGUGCACGACGUUAACAACAUUGAAGAGCAUUUAAGUAACGGAGAUGAAAAAGGUGCGACAAAAAACAUACCACAACUAGAAGAGGAAGAAGAAAUAAUUGUUAAAAAGGAAGCUAUAGAACCUGAGGUGAUUAUAGCCCCAAUCGAGGGCGCUACAAUCAAAGAAGAGCCCGAACUAUCCUCGACACCCAAGUCCAAAACGUCCGACGAGGAGAUCAUGCAAGAGGCCGCCAAAACUGGUCCCAACUAUUGCAAAUCCUGCGACAUUUAUUUCAACUACCUAUCCACCUUUAUAGCCCAUAAAAAGUUCUAUUGUUCCAGCCACGCCGGGGAAAUUACUAGCGCAAACAAUAACAACAAUACGGCUACCCGACCUACAGAAACUUCAGUGUUAUAAUGCAAGGGAAAAAGACUGCGAUUUAACGAUUCUUGUAAAUAAAUAUUAGGUAGAUAUACAGCGUGAACACCUGUUCCGAAAUUGCUUCUUAUUAGUUCUUCUGUUUGAGAUUUUAACCUGUUUCAGUUUCAGGCUAUCAGAGGUUAUGAAAACUGUUGUUUCUAAACUAUAAUAUAGUAGGAAUUGUUACUACUUUUUAAAUAUAGCAGCCUAAAAUAAUAGUUUCCCGACUUCACAUAACAUUAUUUACGUUAUAUUUAUUGUUUUUAUAUUUGCUAUUUACAUUAUCAAGUAAAUAACAGUUGUUAUGCCUUUAAAUAAUGGAGUAAACCAUUUGGUAGUAACACCUCUUGUGAACUGAUAUUUCCAAAUAACACUUCAAAAAUAACAAUUCUUUAAAUAACAACCUGUCUACAGCCAUCGAUAUCAGAGCAUCGUUAUUUUCAUGUGUUACUUUUUCAAUACAACAACUGUUGUGAGCCUGGUGUACAGGGUGGGUCAAAUUCGACGCUUUUAAAUGGAAACACCCUUUUCUAUAGGAGAUAGACAAAAACUAA
Molecule: messenger RNA, 4081 nt
Organism: Sitophilus oryzae (rice weevil)
Lineage: Eukaryota; Metazoa; Arthropoda; Insecta; Coleoptera; Curculionidae
Gene: ush
Product: zinc finger protein ush
Exons: 12
Coding region: 447-3524 (1025 amino acids)
Biological process (GO): negative regulation of transcription by RNA polymerase II; cell differentiation; positive regulation of transcription by RNA polymerase II
Cellular component (GO): nucleus
Molecular function (GO): RNA polymerase II-specific DNA-binding transcription factor binding
Source: RefSeq, a predicted model, not a curated record